Brassicogethes aeneus is the source of this 466-nucleotide messenger RNA. The record is from the annotation of a GenBank genome assembly. NCBI's taxonomy places the organism in Eukaryota, Metazoa, Arthropoda, Insecta, Coleoptera, Nitidulidae.
AAAAAGUAAAUAAAAUGUGAUAUCUCGUGUUUUUUAUAAGAAAAUAUGGACAAUUCGUGUGUGAUUUGUAAGAAAGAUGCAACAUAUAAGUGCCCUACGUGUUUGAUAUCAUAUUGUUCUGCAAUUUGUUGCAAGGAACACAAAAAAGAUAACUGUGUGAUAAAAAAGCCCGAAAUUACUGAAAAAGAGAGUGAAAAUGCGUUUACCACGCCCAGUACAGUGCCCAAAGAGAAAUUGGAGCUGUUACGUGAAAGUAAAGAAUUAAAAGAAAUGCUGGGAAAUAAUCCACAUUUAAGGAACUUGUUAAGUAGCAUCGACAAAUGUGAAAAUGUAGAAGAUAUGAUGCAAAAAGUGAUGCUAGAACCAAUAUUUGUUGAAUUUGCUGAUGAAUGCCUUAAAAUUGUUGAAGAUAAAAAUAAUUUUGAUAAUUAGUAUUUGUACAUUAAAUUUUUUAAAUAAAACCCGA